Molecule: messenger RNA, 2055 nt
Organism: Linum trigynum
Lineage: Eukaryota; Viridiplantae; Streptophyta; Magnoliopsida; Malpighiales; Linaceae
Source: the annotation of a GenBank genome assembly
CAAAUGGGGAUGUAGCUCAGAUGGUAGAGCGCUCGCUUAGCAUGCGAGAGGUACGGGGAUCGAUACCCCGCAUCUCCAUUUUUUUCAAUAUUUUUUUUUCCAUCUAUUCUUGGGCCGGGCUUCUAAACUAGCCCACAAUAAAUAUUUAACCCAGCCCAGCCCCGCAAACCGAAUCUCAAACCCAACCCCAAAACGUUUCAAUACUGUGGCUGCAAAUUCAUUUCACAGUUCCCAAAUUCUCCCGAGUCGCCGCUCGGUGGCCGGCGCAGUAAAUUAAGACGAACGCCGGAACAUAGAAGAAGCAGACGAACGGCUCCACGGUGGCUCCGGCUUCCGCCUCCUGCCGUUUUCUUACUGCAGUGUGCUUCUUAUCGCAAGGAAAGGCAGCAGCGUGCUCCAUCCCUCAUUCCUUCUUGCCUUUCUGCAUUGCUUUAUCCAACCCCAAAAAGUGGCAGACUUAAGAGCGAGGUGUUUUCCAACGUUUAUUUCCAACAAAUUUCACAUCUUUUCAAUCUUUCACUUCUCCGGAAUAUGCAUAUUACUCACAGUCCCCGGCUGCAUUCGCUCUCAAAUCACACUCCCUUCCCUCUCUGUUCAUUGAAGUCACCUCACGGUACCAUUUCCUUCUCCCCCCGAAUUGCAAAAUUCCUUGUGCCCAGAGUCAACUCCAAAUCCGGGUUCUUCAAAAGAAUAUCCAGAUCAGAAUCUGUUCCGGGAAGAAGAGAGAGCAGUGGGUUAGUGGAAUUACAGUGUUGUGGGGCACCUAACGGCGGGGAAGAAGUCGGAGAUGAUGCAAUUUACAUUAGGAGGUGUGUGGAGAUAGCUAGGAAGGCAAUUGGGUGCACGACCCCUAAUCCGAUGGUGGGUUGUCUGAUCGUCAAGGAUGGCCAAAUCGUUGGAGAAGGGUUCCACCCUAAAGCUGGUCAGCCACACGCUGAGGUUUCUGAAUUUUCUUCCCCCCCACCAUUUUCUACUUUCUGGUUGGAGUUUGGAAUUUGGUCUGUGACUUUUGGUUACUUGCUUCUGAGUGUGUGUAUAGGUAUUUGCUCUAAGAGAUGCUGGGGGAUUGGCUGAGAAUGGGACGGCUUAUGUGAGUUUGGAGCCCUGUAAAGUGUAAUCAUUAUGGAAGAACUCCACCUUGCACUGAAGAAGGUGGUUGUUGGGAUGGUGGAUCCCAACCCGAUUGUGGCUUCGAAAGGGGUGGAUAAAUUGAGAGGGGCAGGAAUAGAUGUGACGGUUGGUGUGGAACAGGAACUGUGCAAGAGGCUCAACGAGGCCUACAUCCAUAAGAUGCUCACAGGGAACCCUUUUCUCACAAUUAGGUAAAUUUGUAUGCUUUAGUUAGAGUUCUUGGGAUGUUCAUAUUAUUGCAGAUCAUAGACUAACCCGACAAAGCGUUCUCUUGAACUACAGAUACUCCAUAUCUCUGAAUGGGUAACAUUUUGGACCAACUUGGUGAAGGAGCUACAGAACGUGGAGGAUCCUACUCCCGGUUGCUACAGGAAUACGAUGCCAUUGUUCUUUCUGCUUCUGCAGCCACCAAUGAGCUACCCCUUUCUAUUUCUCAAGAACCGGGUGCUAAUCAACCCCUUUGGAUAAUCACUGCAAGCACCUCGGAUCCAAUUCGUGUUCCUUUAGUGGGUGUCGGGCAAUCAGAUUCUAAAGUGAUAAUCUUUGUAGACAAGAAAUCCAGCGUUGAAACUAGCCAGAGAGGAAACGAAACUGUGGUAUUGGAUCGCAUAAAUCUGAAUGCUAUAUUGGAGUACUGUAAGCAGCAGGGUCUGUGCAGUCUUCUGCUGGAUUUGAGGGGAACUCCUGCUGGGCUAGAGAAGCUUGUCAAGGAAGGUAUGGAGUACAAGAUGUUGCAGAAGAUUGUAGUUGAAGUAUUGCCUGUGUGGGAAGGUGAAGGUGAUGCAGCUGCUCUAGCUGCAUUGAAGACCAUGGGGAGACACGUAGACCUGAAGAAUGUACAGACCAGUAGCUCAGACGGAAGUAUUGUACUUGAGGGUUACUUUUAGUGCAAGUUAUCAAUUUCUAUUGAAUAGGAGUAGUAGA